AUGGUAUGCCAACGGGCCAAGCAAGCAAAGACGGAUACAUGUCCACACGAGAAAAGAAAUCAUGGUCUAUAUCACAAACAGAAAGGGGGAUGUUCUGACAAACAAGGCUUCUGCCUCACGUGUAUCGAAUUCUUCAAACCGUACGAUAUCAGUCAUUCGACCAGCGUCAAGCGGUACCAAAAAUAUAAGCAAAAAAACGGGUGGACGCGUCCUGUUCAUCCGUCCAGGAUCCCUCACGACUAUUUGUUUCCUUAUACUCUCAUUGUGGUCCCCCGUUCAGCGUGUCCUGUCGAUCCUCAACUUUGGCCAAAAGUAGACCGUCUUCAUACGUCACGAUCCCCCGAAUACGUUAAAGGAAUGCCGGCGCCGACGCCAGCAGACUUUCGUCGCUGUAUCGCCAUCUUUAAGGACGACAUCGCGCCGAGAACAGCAGAGCCCAAGCCGCCACUAAAUUCGUUUACACAAGAAGCGUGUAUGAAGGAACUCCCGCUACUUCCGAAGGAGGCCCACGCUUCAACUUCCUCAUCGUGGAUUAAGCAUCUUAAAAUCCUUUGA
This is a messenger RNA of Colletotrichum destructivum, 555 nucleotides long. RefSeq lists its product as uncharacterized. The record is from RefSeq and is a predicted model, not a curated record. The transcript has a single exon. Bases 1 to 555 code for a protein of 184 amino acids. NCBI's taxonomy places the organism in Eukaryota, Fungi, Ascomycota, Sordariomycetes, Glomerellales, Glomerellaceae.